This is a messenger RNA of Dictyostelium purpureum, 432 nucleotides long. RefSeq lists its product as uncharacterized. NCBI's taxonomy places the organism in Eukaryota, Evosea, Eumycetozoa, Dictyosteliales, Dictyosteliaceae. The transcript is spliced from 3 exons. The coding region runs from base 1 to 432 and encodes 143 amino acids. Gene Ontology annotation, molecular function: catalytic activity. The record is from RefSeq and is a predicted model, not a curated record.
AUGACACAAUAUUUUGGACAAUAUUUAAUUAGACAAUCUGAAAUAUUUUUUACAUCAGAGUUGUCUUUUGCACUAGUUAAUUUAAAACCAGUAUUACCAGGCCAUGUAUUAGUUUGUCCAAAAAGAGUUGUACCAAGAUUCAAAGAUUUAACCAAAGAUGAAAUAACUGAUCUUUGGGUAUCCGCACAAAAAAUAUCAAGCAUUAUUGAAACUCAUUUCAAAGGGGAUAGUUUAACAUAUGCAAUUCAGGACGGCAAGAGUGCAGGUCAAACUGUUGAACAUGUACAUAUUCAUAUCAUUCCAAGAAGACCAAAGGAUUUUGAAGAAAAUGAUCAAAUUUAUACAGAGAUUGAAAAGGCUGAUAGAAAACCAAGAACCUAUGAAGAAAUGGCUGCUGAAGCUGCCGAACUAAGACCAUAUUUUAGCAAUUAA